GAGCCGGAGCGGGAGCCGGAGCGGGAUGGCUGCAGUGGCCGGGGAAGGGGCGAUGAGGCCCAGUCCGGCCGCCGUGUCCCUCGGCCUGAGCGUGGCCGUGGUGUCCAGCCUGGUGAACGGAUCCACUUUCGUCCUGCAGAAAAAGGGAAUCGUCCGGGCCAAGAGACGAGGAACUUCCUAUUUGACGGACAUAGUUUGGUGGUGUGGCACAAUUGCAAUGGCUCUUGGUCAGAUUGGAAAUUUCCUAGCCUACACUGCUGUUCCUACUGUGCUGGUGACACCUCUGGGUGCAUUAGGAGUUCCAUUUGGGUCCAUAUUAGCAUCUUACCUGCUGAAGGAAAAGCUGAACAUUUUGGGAAAGUUGGGCUGUUUGCUAAGCUGUGCCGGUUCUGUUGUUCUCAUUAUUCAUUCACCAAAAUCUGAGAGUGUAACAACCCAAGCUGAGCUUGAAGAGAAACUUACGAAUCCAGUGUUUGUCGGCUAUCUCUGCAUUGUGCUCCUCAUGCUUCUCCUGCUGAUCUUUUGGAUAGCACCAGCUCACGGGCCCACUAAUAUUAUGGUAUAUAUCAGUAUCUGCUCAUUGUUGGGGAGUUUCACCGUACCCAGCACUAAAGGAAUUGGUCUGGCAGCUCAUGACAUCUUGCAUAAUAACCCAUCAAGCCAAAGAGCCCUGUGCCUUUGUCUGGUCCUGUUGGCUGUGCUGGGUUGUAGCAUCAUUGUCCAAUUUAGGUAUAUCAACAAGGCACUUGAAUGCUUUGAUUCCUCUGUAUUCGGGGCUAUCUAUUAUGUGGUAUUCACUACGUUAGUCCUGUUGGCUUCAGCCAUCUUGUUCCGGGAGUGGAAUAACGUCGGACUGGUAGAUUUCUUGGGCAUGGCCUGUGGAUUCACUACUGUGUCUAUUGGGAUUGUACUCAUUCAAGUCUUCAAAGAGUUCAAUUUCAACCUUGGGGAGGUAAAUAAGCCUAAUGUGAAGACGGAUUAAAAGCGGAAUGGGGCCUAGGGUGGCUCCGGGAACUGCUGAUGGGAUAUGGAAACUUUCUUCUCCAAGUUACCGGUCUCACUCUGACCCAUUUUAGAGGAGACCAGAACAGGUUACCACCUGAAUCAUACCAACUGACCUCUUCAAAGUCAUCGCAAACCUCUGACAAAUUCCUGGUGGGCAUGGCCGGGGUCCAGAUCCCUACCAGCCCCACUAGGAAGAGCAUUCACUAGUGUCUCAGCGGGCUUCCUCGGCAGAAGGGUCUGGAACUGAAGCAGAUUUGAGAAGCUUGCACUCCCUCUCCUCAAAACACUACUGGAGGCAUGGCCGGACGCAUCCCUGGAAAACCCAGGCUUUACCCUUUGGUGGAGAGAGUCCUCUGUUUCCAUUGUUCUUAAUCUGAACGUUUCUUUUGAGGGCUGAAGUUUUUUUUUCUUUUUACAGUUUAAAACUCUAAAGUCCCAAAUGUUAGAAACACUUUUCUAAAUUUUUUUUAAAAAGUUAAAAUAGGGGGGAAAACAAUCACUGAAGGGACUCUUUGGUUGAUCUUAAGAAAGAGAUUGUUCUCAUUUAGCAGAAAAAUGCAUUGGGCAUUCUGGCUUCAUAUAUCCACUGAACAAGAACUCUGAUCCUCUAUGGCUAUUUAUUUCAGAUUGGGUGUGCACAGCAAAAAAUUGAAGCUCUUUGUCCAAGUACAUCCCAAUUUGUUCAGAUUCUCCUGGAGAAUUUUAGUUGAUUCAAGCAUUCCUCCUAGAAAUAGGUAGAGAAGAAACCAAGGAAGCAGGGAUGUCUUUCUGCCUAUAUGUUGGGUUAUUUUUCUUCAGUGACUUUGCACUGUAAAUGUAAUUGCACCUCAAUUUAACUGCACUUUGUGUAUUCCUCCCUCCCCAAGUUAAAAUAAUGCAAACUCUGAUUAUAUUUAACUAAUUUUUGGCUGAUUUCUAACAGUAAAUUCAUAAAGUAACAAAUGAGAGCAUAUUUCUAAGGAACAGCGUUAAGCUGAAAUUAAUUUAAAACUAUUGUAAUUUGACUUAUUACACUUCUGCAAAUAGAUUGAAGUUAUGUGUAUUACAUUGAGACCCCCCCCUUUUCAAAUAUAUCAGAGUAAAUUAUUCUGCAGGAAACAGCAUGUUCCUUGGCUAGAAUUAGCAUCUAGAAUUAAUCUAGUACAUUUAAUAAUUUAGAAUUAUUGAAUAACAUCUAAACAAAUUGCCAAAGGAGAAAAGAAAUAAUUUCAGGGCUAGGGAAAGGACUGAAGGUAAGUCAAAGUCUACAUUGAAUUUACUUUUAUUAAAUUAGGGUGUUGGUCUAUUAUGGAGGGUUCUGAUCAGUAAUUUUACCAUGGAGUUCAUAUCAAGAAUGGAAACAAUUCUAUAACUAUUCUUGUUCAUUUUAUAUACCAGAACACUGUUUUCCUAACCCCUCCUUAAUAUUCCCGGGUAUCAGCUAGCAUUUGGUUUUACCAAAACCAAAUCUCAGUGGUCAAAACCAAAUAAGCAUCUCCGUGAAGGCUCUUUUGCUUUCUUUAAUGCAUUACCUUCAUACUUUCAAUGGGAACCAAAAGGUCUGUGAGUACAGCCUAAAUAAUUAAAAAGGUCACCGUAAUGUUGCUAAAGGUUUAGUAGAGAUCUUUAAUUAAACCAGAAAGCAUGAAAAUGGAGGUAAGGAAGAGGGAAAGCAGAGUUCUACAGGAAAAAUACCCCAAAUUUCUACACAGACUGAAAAGCCAAAGCAGUAGAGCUUUUGCCCAGAGGAAAAGUGUGUUAAAUGAACUAGGAUGUCGAUUCAAACUUAUUGUAACUAAUCAACAACUUCUCAGUCUGGUACAAGUGACUAUAAAAUUUUUUUUUAAAGAGAUUUUAAAGGCACUGAUUUAUAUGACUAGUGGUUCUUGAGGAAUAGGCUAUUAAAUCAGUUUAAUGGCCUUUUUUUUUUAAGGGAAAGAACAGCCUGAGGUUGUAAGUGGCAGUCAGUAUAAAUAUCACAUCUUUUAGGCUGGCUUCUUUUCCCAGCAAUCCUCUUUGGCACAGUGUCAGACCUGAAAUGUAGAAAGGCUGAGGUACAAAAUUGUUUGAAUUUUACCAAGUCAUGAUGGAUGGAAGGAAGACAAACGGAAUCGACGUUUACUAAAUGCUUCAACACUAGGUCCAGGGAACACCCACUGAAGCAUGAAGGUGAUAGACCGUGAAUUUUACAACGAUGAUAAGCGUAUGGAAUUCUAGGAAAUUUUGAAGAUGGAAAUGUCAGUAAGUUUAAGGAAGGCUUGAAUGAGGGGUCCAUUAUCAUUUUUUUGAGAAAUAAAAUAGGGAUAGAGAAUAUUUCCAUGGCCAUGAGAGUGAAUAUAAAUAGUACGAGUAUUGAUUAAGUGCUAACUGGGUGCAGAGCACUGGGAGGGGUGGGAAUUAAACUUGGUCCCUGUCCCUCGGGAAUUGGGGUCACAUUCUAAGAGGGUGAUCAUAAAGCUUGUCCUUUAAAUGUUCUUUGGUGCUUUUGGAGUCAGUUCUGGCCUGAAUGAACCAUUGGUCUGACAGUGUGUCACUGAUUAUGGCCUUCAUUAUUGAUGUGUAAUGAAGAAAGAUGAAAAUACUAAAACACGAGAAAUAGGCGAGGGCCCAGUAGAAUUCUGUCUUUGAAUUAACUCACAUCAAAAUCAACAAGUAGUAUGACUAUUUAGAAAUUGGUUUUUUUGGUAACACUUGGGUUUAGUGUAAAAUUUGACCCCAAAUAUGAAAUGACCUGUUGAAAAUAAUUUCUUCACUUGUGGUUAAAAAGUCUCAACUCCAUGUAAACAAAUUAGACUGUAGAUUUUUAAACAUUCCAGAUAAGGUUCAAAUUCUCCCUUGAGCUUGUCUUCAGUGGUUUAAGAAAUACUCUUUGGCAAAGCAAGUUAGAAUAGCUAUAAAUUGAAUCUUGUAAAUUACAUACUUUCAGGUGAAUCUGCCACUAAGCAUAGCUUCUGUCAUAGGUAAAAUUCUUGAAAUGAAUUAACGAAACAGAAGCAAAGAGAAAAAGGUAGGUGAUUUAGACUCUCGGCUGAACUAAAACCUUUGGGAUUUAUUGUGGGAAUUCUCAUUAUAGUUUUUCCAGAAGUGUGUGAUAAUUAUCAGCUACAUUUCACUACUGUCACUGAAUUAACGUUUUAGAAGGAAAACCCAAAAUAGCUGCUUCCUGCCAGUCAAAUGGCAUGUACUGCCAAAUGGCAGUUGGUUAACUCUCUGACUUGAGAGCCCACCUAAAUUCAGAAAUGGGGAAACUGAGAUUCAGGUGAGCUCUUGGUUUCACCUUGAAGUGUUUAUCUCAAAAACCCACAAAGUAACAAGACACUAAUCAAUCAGUGGUAUUUAUUGAGCGCUUUAAUGCAGGCAAACCACUGUACUAAGCGCUUGGGAGAAUGCAACCCAACAGAGUUGGCAGAUACGUUCCCUGCCCACAGCAAGCUUACAGUCUAGAAGGGAGACAGACGUUAAUAUAAAUAUUAACCACCCACAAUUAGUAAAAUAUGCAAUUGGCAAGGUCUGACUACUCGAAUAAAUGAAUAGGAAUCACUUACAAUAGAUUGGUAUUGUGUAGCAUGCUUUCUUCUCUCUUCCUUUAGAUAAAGACUAAAGAAAACCAUUUUAAACCUCCAAUUUGAUGUUUGCACAUAAUUAUAAUUUGAUUAAAUGAGUGAUUGAA
Ornithorhynchus anatinus (platypus) is the source of this 4654-nucleotide messenger RNA. RefSeq names its product NIPA magnesium transporter 1 (gene NIPA1). The record is from RefSeq and is a predicted model, not a curated record. Gene Ontology annotation, biological process: magnesium ion transport. Bases 26 to 982 code for a protein of 318 amino acids. Lineage: Eukaryota; Metazoa; Chordata; Mammalia; Monotremata; Ornithorhynchidae. Gene Ontology annotation, cellular component: membrane. The transcript is spliced from 5 exons. Gene Ontology annotation, molecular function: magnesium ion transmembrane transporter activity.